UCUUUCUGGGAUCAAGUGGAGAAAUUUGGGAGGAAGAGAAUGGACUGUGAAUUAGGGGAGCUUCGGAGAAAGCGGUCUGAAAUGGCUCAGGUCUGCUUACAAGGUGAAGCAGAUCCUGACAGACAAAUCUCUAAGACCCUACCAAUCAGGAAGAGCCAGGAUUCUUGGGCACAAUCUGAAACUAGGAUUAAAUGA
Molecule: messenger RNA, 195 nt
Organism: Pelobates cultripes (western spadefoot toad)
Lineage: Eukaryota; Metazoa; Chordata; Amphibia; Anura; Pelobatidae
Source: the annotation of a GenBank genome assembly